Molecule: messenger RNA, 753 nt
Organism: Letharia columbiana
Lineage: Eukaryota; Fungi; Ascomycota; Lecanoromycetes; Lecanorales; Parmeliaceae
Exons: 2
Coding region: 1-753 (250 amino acids)
Source: RefSeq, a predicted model, not a curated record
AUGUCUUCGCAAAUAUAUGGCUCUGUUAUGGACUCCUUCCAAAACCUGUUGAUGAACAGGGCUGUGCUUGAAAGGAGGCUUGCUCAUGUUGUCCUUCAAGUAUCCACCGCAAUCUUCAUGGAACACAGUAUCUUAUAUGAGACGGAUUUUUUCAAAUAUCCGGAUCUCACACUCUCAACGGCAAGGCCAAAGGCCGAGCCACCCAGUGGAUACUUUUCAAUCCCUAAACCACCACAAUUGCAAGACGUACGGGACCCUCGCAACCAUGGACGGGAUACACGAGCGCUCUUCUCAAGAGCCAGAGCAAGCCUAUUCGAGAAGCGCACACCUCCUAGUUUCACCACUCCAUUCAAUAUUAAGAUGAGACUGAUGACCUUCACAACCGUUGGUCUUAUAACGCCAGUCGCCAGCGCCGCCAGAGCCCUCGAGGACUUUUACAGCUCCAUCGCUAUCAAAGCUGCCGGAGCUUGGCAAGCAGAACCUCGAACGGACAAUUUCGCCAUCCAAGAAGGAAAUUUUUACUUGGGGUUCUCCUCCAUUGGCGACUCAAUCCCCUGGAGUUUCGUCCACAGCUUCGCGGAGAGGCUGUGGGAGUGCGCUUGCUUGGGAAUGGCAGAUUUGUUCGAUGUGAUUUACAUGGAUGAUUCCAGACAGAUUGCAGUGGUCAUUUCAUUGAGACUCGUAGACGGCGGUUCAUCAAGUUCCAGCACAGAUUUCAGAGAGGGUAGCGUGCCGAGCGUGACAUCGCCGUAA